AUGUUACCCGACUACGGUGCAGUAACACAAGCUCUUUUGGGUACACUUCUGACGUGGGGUUUGACAGCAGCUGGAGCCGGCUGCGUGUUCUUCAUAAGAGGAAAACAUAGGAAAUUAUUGGAUGUAUCCCUGGGAUUUGCUGCUGGGGUUAUGACAGCGGCUUCUUAUUGGUCUCUAUUGGAGCCAGCUAUAGAAAUGUGCAAAGACUCGGGCAUGUAUGGUGAUGAGGGACAAUACGCAUUUUUGCCUGUUGCAGUGGGAUUCUUAUUUGGGGCAGUAUUUGUUUUUGGGACUGAUAGAUUCCUAGAUUAUCUAGGAAUCAACUCUACAAACAUGAUGAUAACUAUUACCAAGAGUAAAGACUCAAAGGAAAAAAUGGAAGACUUAGAAAUGAUGACCGCUUUAAAUAGACGCCCAUCAAAUCCGACAGUGGUGACGAUGGAAGCCACUCAGCCUGUUGAGUUUGCAGACUGCAUUUCUAAUCAACACACGGCACAACGCAGAAGGGGGCACCAUCAUUCUCAACACUCCUUGAAAAAUGGAGAAGUAGGUGAAGGUGAUAGGAGGGAUAGCGUUAUGCGAUCGCUGGAAGCUAGGCAGUCGCAAUGGAAGAGGAUAAUGCUUCUCGUUGUGGCCAUCACGGUUCACAAUAUCCCAGAGGGUCUUGCUGUUGGCGUGGCAUUUGGUGCGUCCGCCUCAUCGACCAAGGCCUCCUUCCAUAGUGCCAGAAACCUGGCGUUGGGCAUUGGCAUACAAAACUUCCCUGAAGGUUUGGCUGUGAGCCUGCCCCUGCAGUCGGCCGGUUUUUCAGUGUGGAGAGCUUUCUGGUAUGGACAGCUAUCUGGGAUGGUCGAGCCAGUGUUCGGAGUUCUGGGCGCGGUGGCGGUGGCGUAUGCGCAACCGGCGCUGCCAUACGCGCUCGCCUUCGCCGCUGGUGCGAUGAUCUACGUCGUCGCUGAUGACAUCAUACCAGAGGCUAAUGCUUCCGGCAACGGCAAACUGGCGACGUGGGGCUGCAUCAUCGGUUUCUUAGUGAUGAUGUGCCUAGACGUUGGACUUGGAUAA
Leptosia nina is the source of this 1065-nucleotide messenger RNA. The record is from the annotation of a GenBank genome assembly. Lineage: Eukaryota; Metazoa; Arthropoda; Insecta; Lepidoptera; Pieridae.